Anarrhichthys ocellatus (wolf-eel) is the source of this 3727-nucleotide messenger RNA. RefSeq names its product protein phosphatase, Mg2+/Mn2+ dependent 1Kb (gene ppm1kb). Lineage: Eukaryota; Metazoa; Chordata; Actinopteri; Perciformes; Anarhichadidae. The record is from RefSeq and is a predicted model, not a curated record. Gene Ontology annotation, biological process: protein dephosphorylation. Gene Ontology annotation, molecular function: cation binding; protein serine/threonine phosphatase activity. The transcript has 7 exons. Bases 184 to 1332 code for a protein of 382 amino acids.
AGGAUCCAAAACAUUCGGAGGAGGAGACGAGGACGGCCGGCACAGCACAGGUUUUGAAGGCAGUUAAUAGCGAGGUCUUUUCUGAAAACCUAAACUAAAAGCGUGCUAAGGAAACUAAAAUAUCAAAGCAAAUCCCUCUACCUCUGCAUCCAGUGCUUCUCCAGUGUGUGUGCUAUCGGGGUGAUGUCAGCAGCCUUUCUCGGGCGCCUGGCAAGGUGCAGUGGUGCCCAUGUGGGACGCAGUGGUCUUUUACAGAUGGCCCUAGUCCCACUCUCAUUCCAGCAGAUCAGCCACCCCCAGUUCACCAUCUUCCAGAGACAACUUUACAGCCCUUCGGGAAAACUGCACAGCAACACACGCUUUGAUGCGGACAGCAGCGGCUGCCCCACUACCUGGGAUUCAUUCGGCAUCUGGGACGAUCGUAUUGAUGAGCCCAUUCUGCUGCCUUCCAGUAUUCGCUACGGCAAGCCCAUUCCCAAAGUCAGCCUAUCCAGGGUAGGCUGUUCCUCACUCAUCGCUCAACGCAAGGAGAAUGAAGACCGCUUCCAGGUCUCCCAAAUGACCGACAACAUCCUUUACUUUGCUGUGUUUGAUGGGCACGGCGGGCCAGAAGCAGCGGACUUUUGUGAAAAAUACAUGGAAAAAUUCAUCAAGGACCUUGUGGAGGAGGAGUCCAACCUGGAAGCAGUUUUAACGAAGGCCUUCCUUGAAAUAGACAAAGCUCUUGCAAGGCACUUGCACUUCUGUCCAAAGGUACCCGGCAUGAAUACAGGAAGCACCUCCACUGUGGCGCUGCUGAGGGACGGCAUCGAGCUGGUGGUGGGCAGCGUGGGCGAUAGCCGUGCCAUGCUGUGCCGCAAGGGAAAGGCCCUUAAACUCACUGCCGACCACACUCCUGAGAGGAAGGAUGAGAAAGAGAGGGUGAAGAGAAGUGGAGGUUUUAUCACCUGGAACAGUCUGGGGCAGCCAAACGUCAACGGCAGGUUGGCGAUGACGCGCAGCAUCGGAGACUUCGACCUGAAGAGCACGGGAGUCAUAGCCGAGCCUGAAACCAAGAGAAUAUCGUUGCACCAUGCCCAUGACGCGUUCCUGGCGCUGACCACAGACGGCAUUAACUUCAUCAUGAACAGUCAGGAGAUCUGCAACGUAAUCAACCAGUGCCACGACCCCAAGGAGGCUGCUCAGAGAAUAUCUGACCAGUCUCUUCAGUACGGCGCAGAGGACAACAGCACAAUCAUCGUAGUGCCCUUUGGUGCUUGGGGAAAGCACAAGAGCUCGGACAUGAGUUUCUCCUUCAGCAGAAGUGUCGUGUCCAGCGGCCGCUGGGCGUAGUCAUCAGCACGGCGGGGGACGUAAAUGUUGUGGUUUGUGACCGAAUUAAUUUGUGCAAUACAAUCGGGGGGGGGGGGAACAGUGCCCUUGUGGAAACAUUAAAAAAAGAGUGUGGUUUGCCCGAACAGCAAUACCUAAAGGUUACAACAUGUUAUUUAGAGCAUCGUGAUGUGUGUUAGCCUCCAUGUAGUAGCAGGCAGUGGAUUCAUGAUGUGCACUAAAUUAAAAAAUAUCCUCUCUUUAUAAAUUAUUUUAUCUACUAGCAAGCCAAUGACCGUAUAAGUGCUACAAGCUGUGAGGUGUUUGAAUGGAAGACAGGUUGGGCUGCUCCGAAUAGUUCGACGCUUUUAAAGCUUCAUUCAUGAUAUUGACUAUAUGAGAUUUAAAUUCUAAAUCAACAAUCAAAUGCUGCACAGUUUUAUAUUGGUUUUAAUGGAAGGUGUCCCGGGUAGAGGUAGAUGAAGUUAUUAAUAACAAACGGGAACAUUGUGUGUUGUAGUCCACAAUCAACCUUCUCUAACACACACACACACACACACACUGUGAACGCCGUGGCACUCGGCCCUUAGUCUGCACCUACAUGUAUUCAUGGUGAAGAAACUUACAAGAGAAGUUCAUGAAGACAUCACUACCCUGCUCUACUUUUCAUAAUGUUUUAAGACCGUUAUCUAUUUAGCUGUAUUGCCCAAGUUUUACUUUCAUGGUUAAUUAACGUUGAUACGUUGCAUCUAGAUUUGACCGUCGUUUGACGCCUGCAGUCUCUGGAUUUCUCAGUCUUGAGGGUGAGACAUGUAGUCUCAUCCUCUCAUAGUACAGUAAUUGAUCAUUUCUCAACUGAUUGGAAUUAAUUGAACCCUUGUAUGAGAAUUCAAAAUCUACUUAAAGGAACAGUGUGUAGCAUUUUAAGGGGAUCUAUUGGCAGAAAUGGGUUACGAUAUUAAUAAGCGUGUUUUAUAUAUAAACACCUGAACCUAAGCAUUGUUGUGAAACCAAAUCAAACGCUGGCUCCACAUAGCGCCAUUUGUGUUUGGCAAACCAGACUGCUAGACGAGCUAAAUCCUCCACACUGCACCUUUUUUAAAUGUACAUUAAAAAAACGUCACGACUUCAGAAACAACUAAGCAACAUGACCAACAUAUGUCGGAUCAAGGUUUUCAUCACUGAGUGUUAAUUCAGUUUCCUGACCGUCAUUUUGGGUCAAAGCAUCCAAGUAUUCUCUUCAUGACACAUCUCCUCUUCUAAAGACUUCCACAUAAACAAUGCACUUAUUGUUUUCCAGGUACUUAUACUUACUGAGGCGCCAAAAGCAAUGUUGACGUCUUGAUGGUUUGGGAGAAAUCAACCGUGAAUGUUCUGUGAAUUAGUGUGAAUGAAGUUGCUUCAAUGCUAUUUAAAUUCAAAAAAGCGUUUGAGUGGCUGCUACAAGAUAUUCAUGUUUGUUGCUGUAUGAGCUUGUAUGAGUGUUAAUAUCUGUACUGGUUUGAAACAGGUGUUGGAGGAAGUGUUCAGAGUAAAGAAAUGUACAGUAUAUGUUUUGUAAAUAAUUCUAUUUAUGUACAUCUGGAAAACUGAUAGUUCUCGUUAAGUAACAACUCCUCUCAUAUCAGAAAAUGUCACAAACACAGGACUUUACUUGGGUGUUUAUACUGUGUAAAGCUACACCAUUUAGAUUGUAACUUGUUUACAAUCGGUAAGUCCUCAUUUACACCAUUAAUGUGUCACUCAGAAAGAUCAAAGCACAUUUAAUGCAACACUAAAGAAUUGUUCAGCUAGGAGCCAUGUUUGACGAUGUGAAUGUUUGCUUAAAUGCGCUCCAUGACUAAGAAAUAUCAAUCAACCCCCUGCUGGGUGUAGAAGUCGUUAAGCUGUAUCAGUAGUGUUAGCGGACCUCGUGAUCGUGGAUGCAGACUUAAACCAUCAACUGUGAUCGACUGGACUGUUGUUUUUGUUUUGUGGUUUAUGAAGCUAGAGAAAUGCAACACUUCAUAUUUAUCAUCCUUGUUCUAUCUGUGAGAUGUUCUGUAGCGAUCAGUUUUCUUUCCUCAAACACCAUUUAUAGACGUUUUUGUAAAUACUGUUUUUUUUUUUUUGUUUUUUUUGUUUUGUUUUUUUUUUGUUUUUUUUUCCACUCAUUCACAUAUUGAAUGAAACCUUGAAAUAUUAUAAGGACUUAUAAUUAACACGUUCUCCUUACAAACCAUCUUUAAGGUGAUCUAUCACAGUGCGCUCAGUUUAUAUUUCCUGUAUUUAGCGUCACUGCCUUCUAAUUACAAUCAUUGUAACUGUGGACCUGUAUCUGGGACCUAAAUGUGACUGUUUCAACAACACUCUGUCAGUACUGUAUUCCUGGUCUGAAUGGCUUGUGUCCCUUCAAUUAAAAACUUAACAUAAAAAA